UGAGGGUGAAAGUUCCACGCCUGGGUGCACUUGACCGACAGGUCGUGUCCUUCGUCCUUCUGUCUGCGUAGUUGCCAUUGACUCUUGAGGCGUUCACGUAGCUAGUGUAAAUUCCUCACGGCGUGUUUGAGAUACACUAGUCGAGUCGACCUGGAUCCGAACCGGUUGAAAUAGAAUGUCAACAAGUGACGCAGUACAUUUCGAGCUGACAGUUCGAAGAGAAGCAGCGACGCCUCCGCACAGGCAAGCACACGUAGAAACAGCACGGAGUUCUACAGCAAGACAGGUGAACAGGCACGAAACUCCCCAUCCGCAGCACUCUCGCCGUUGUGCCUUCGCAUAUGAAAGGACUCACAAAGCACUAACAUUCGGAGCAGACAAACCAGCAAAAGAGGGGGAUGUUGGGUGUGGACCCAGAUACACCACCUACCUUGUGUUGACACGCUCCAAAAACCUGGAUCUGGAUAAACCUGAGCUCAGACUCAAGAGGAAGCAAGACUCCUGUGUGUUUAGAUCAAAUGAGUCACAGAGGAGUAAAACUGUGGGCUACAGCUCUCAGUUGAAUGAACAGACUUCAGUCCCUGACACAUCCAGAGAUGUUUCUCCAGAUUCUCCAUUACCUGUGAAGAUACAAUUUCUGGCCGAGAAGGACGAAGACAUUAUCAAAGUUAUAUUCAGUAGUCGGAAAUCCAGAAGUAGUCUUCCAUGUGGAUCACAACUAGGAGCUGAACUAGAACCAACCGCAAAGGGCCGUGCCAAGCUUCAAAAGCAAACUGACUUUGAGCUGUCUCGAUCCGAUGAAGUCAUGUUGUCUUCUGCAAUGGUGACUGUACUUGCACCCACAUGGAGUGGCCGACUUCGACGGUCCAAAAGGCUGGAGGCAACAGGCAGUUUGGAUACUUUGGAAAAUUUACCAGGUGUGGAAAACUCUGAGGCAACUCCUCCACGGGAUUACUCUCAGGGCUGUCAAAGUGCUAUGGGUACUGUGUUUAACAUAUCAUCAACCCAGUCAAGAGCUCCAUUUCUGAGCAGUAGGCAGAACACUACUGGCUGGUCCACUAAAAGUGGUCCUCAAACCCUCAAAUACGAAGCAGAGAGUAAAGUCACUCGAACGGUUUCGUUGGAUGGACGCUCUUCUGAUAUGAAAAAAGCUGAAGCAAGCACCACCUGGAAUCAAUAUGGGCAAAAGAGGAAUCCACAAGACUGUCAUCCAGUGCGACGCUCGUCUUUGAGUUCAAAGCCAACAACGAGCAGUCUUCUUCUAUCGUUAAGAAAAAUUAACAAUCAAAACAUGAACUCUAAUAUUCCUACUCCAUCUGAGGUCACGCCAAUGCCGCUCAGCAGUGAUCAAGAUGUAAAACACUACCCAACACAUCCGUCCCAACCCAGUCACAAAACACUUGAGAGGGAAAGGUUUAAGUUGCUCCCAUAUUCUUUGUCCAUUUCUUCUAGGACACCUGAGACGCAACCAGCUAGUUCUCUAUCAUUAACUAAUCAAGGUAAAAGAGACGUAAUGAAAACAAACUUGUUUCCAUCCACAGACAUAAACAAAGUUACAACUGACACACCCAAACAACCACAAGUGAUGAAUAGAGAGCAGCCAAGUCUUUCAGGCUCUAGACAAGCACUUUUCAUUCGACGAACCUCAGAGAAUGAACAGAAUCGGAGAGGUUCAGGGAGAAGUUUGAACAUAUUUUCUGACAACACUGUAUCAUCGCAUAAACAAUGUCAAUACGAGGCGGGUCUGCUUUCAGAAACUGGUGUAUCUCCUAGAAAUGCAUCUGAGACAUCCUCUUCCAGGUGGCAUUCAAAUUGCCAGAAGGGCAGACUAACUCCAGUUCUCACCGACACGCCCAAUGUCGUAAACAAGCCAAACACUCCCUUAAUUCCUCUUUGUAACAAUAAUUGUGACACACCAGCUCUAAGUCCAACUAAUAACAAAAGUCUUGACUCUCAAAUUUCCAACAAUAGCCGCAACAGUAUCACAACAGAGUCAGUUUGCAACGGUAGCAUCAAUUCUUUGAAGCCACAAAAAGGCGGAUCUGGUCCUUCCAAAGAGAAACAUACUGACUAUUCACUUGACAAAGUCAGGCUUGCCAAACAACUGCACGAGUCCAGUUUGAAAAGACCAGAGGCACGAAAGUCUCAAAGUUUGCUUGACGGGCAACCUACUAUGAGUCACCAAAGAAAUUCCAUUAAGCGUGAUGUAAGUAACGGCUCAUUUCAAGCACAUGUGAGCGAUUUGUCGACAGCUAUGUUAAGACCGAAUAGCCCACCCCCUCCUGAGACCAAAACCAGAAAUAAUCAUUUUUUACUCACAAAAAAUAACACUAAUCAAAGCCAGACAAUUAAACAGUUUCCGUCUCUUGAUAGCACUCACACUUUCAAGAAUCAGGUUGUUGGCUCUAAAAAUGUCUGUGGUUUCUCACAGAAUCAAAAUUCCUGUCCUUCAUUUCAGUCCAAACCAGAUUGUUCUCAGACCAAUGUUAGCACUUCAUUGAUUAGCUCUACAGCUCAAACAUUAAAAAUCUCCAAUACAGUCACCACCACCACCUCACCUCUGGGCUUCACUAGAAGUUAUUCUGCCACCCCCAGCGCUUACCAAGCAAAAGCUGUGUCCUGCCUUGUUCCGAUGGCGAAAGACACUUCCAAAACAAACUGUAGCCUCGCUUCUACGUCCACUUCUCUGGCCACAACAACUACUCCCACCCAGAGUAGCAGCACUCUUGCCAUGACAUCACAUCUCCAAACACCGCCUGCAACCCCAACCAGUCCAAACCUAAAAGCGGGAGGAAUAUUAACCAACCGAUCAGAAAAAGACAAUAAAAAACCAGGCCAAGGACAAGGAAAGAGAGUGAAGCAUGUCAUGUGGGAAGACUCAGAGAACUUUGAACCUACUAAAAGUCCAGAUACGUCUGUCCUAACCAUCCCUUUAUCUCGCUCAAGGUCUCAGCGACUCAUCAGAGCCCCAUCUAUCUUCUCGUUUCUAAGAUUGGGCAGUCAAAACACAAAAAACACCUGUCUUACCACGUCACCUAAGACGUCUAACUUGCAGGUGGGAAAAGGAGAGAAGUAUAGAUCUCUCUCUUCUGACUUUGCAGAAAGAACAUCAACUGAGGGAGGAGAUUCUCAACAAAACCAUACCAACUUGAUGGGCUCUGACCAAGAGAAAAAAGAUGCAACCCUGUGCCGACUGCAGAGGUCACUGUCAUUGCAAGGUGAUGAAUUCCUGCGUCAAACAACUCCUCUCACGCCCCUUUCUGACUUUUCAAAUGGAUACAAGAUCCGCUACAGUCCCCCGCCUUACUCCACUCUAAUCUCCAACCGUGGUGAAACUAAGAAGUCUAACCUUAGGAUGCCACUCUUCCAAAAUCCAUAUAUAAUUUCAAAUAAUUCCCCCCCAAAUUCCUUACAGUCUGAUCCAGAUGUGACCACAUCUAACCUAAAACUGACACUUAAAAAUUCACCGAAACAAUUGUCUUCCGCCCUCCAGAGCAAAAUGUUAUCGCAUGAAAAGUCAGUGGAUAGUGUUCCAACAGAUGAUAUCAACAAUAACAACUACAACAGUAUAUGCCGUAAUCAACAAAAUGGAUGCAUGCUUGCUGAAAGUGGAGUUAAUGCCACCUCGCAAUCUCUGCAAACCCACAAAACGAAUACGUGUGCUACUGCUCCAAAGAAUGCAAGGCCUGAAUCAAUGCAACUUCACACAAAGACUGUCCCUUCUUUGAUGGCAAAGUCAAAUGAGCAGUCACACAAAACUCUGAGUCAUUCAAAUCAAAGUUCAAGUGGCAGCAGCUCAACAGAGAGUCAGUCUGCUGGUGACGAAGUCGGCAACAAAAGAAUGAAGGAGAGCGUGAUCGGCAAAUUCCGACUUUUCUCAGCUGAGAACAACAAUGAGCAAAGCCCUAAGAGACGUCGUUUUGGUCUGAAGAAAAGUCUCAGCACGCCAAACUCAGAACCUGAAAAGGCCAACAAAUCUUCAAACAAAAUGGACCAGGUUAUCAGCAUACUGAGGCAUACAUUCAGCACCAAACGCCCUGAUGAUGAGCUUCCUCCAAGCAAAUGGAGGCAAGCUUAUGAUACACCCUCUGUCGGGGAACUGAGCGAUUGCAGCAGUACCCAUGAUGCCACAAUUGAGAGCCAAAGAAAUGCAGUGCGUGACCAACAAGAGAACGGACUGCAGGAAAACAAGGCAAAACAAGGUGAAGAUUGGAUACAGAAAAGAUAUUCCAUAAUACCAAAAUUAUCCAUCCAAAAUUCCAUGACAGAAAAUGAGUUCUUCAUUUAUCCUGACCAGUCCAAUACCAAAGACCAAAACAAACUAACCACUGCUGCAAAAGAAUUGCCUGACCAGAAUGGAGUGAAGAAUAGAGACACAGACCAGUUCCUUCUUUGUUUGGAUCAUAGUACCGGUACUAAGGUGAGGAAAUCAACUUCCAGUUCCAAGAGUCCAUUCUCCCCCUUCUCCUCUCUUUCCACCCACUCACCAUUUUCUUCACCCGAUGCGGCCAAUGAUAACGUCUUCUACAGCCCAAAGAUUCAGCGCCGAAGAGAGAGCUCAUCACCAUGUGAGCCAGGGGAAGGAAUAAGUCUAGUGAGUUCACGGAGAAGCCGGGCCUCCACUGGUCCACCAAGUAUAGGUCCGGUACAGGACGACGCCUCGUGCUAUGCUGAUUUAAAAUACGGUAUUGAACCAGGGAGGUCAGUUUCUGUGAGCUCUGUACUCUCCAGUCGGCCGUCAGGACCUGGACGAAUCUCCACCGGUCCCAGAUUCAUGAGCGUGGGUGACCUAUCGGAAUCAGUCCAGACGCACGGACAAACUGAUGAGGAAUUUAAGCAGUGGUUAGAGAAGCAUUGCAAACAUAGACCGAUCAGGCAGAUCCAGUCUUACUUACCCAGCGAUGCAGUAAAAGCCAGAUCAAGAUCUCUUCCCAGAUCGCUGACACGGCGUUUGGCUCAGUGGAGCUCGGGUGUCUCUGUUUGUCCUCCUGCAGACACCGUAUCAUCAAUGUCACCCCAUCAUUGGAGCCCCAAGAUGAAUGUUUGUCAAUUUGACUGGGAAACAGUAAGCCCCCCAACUCCUCCUCCUACACCUCCACUGUCACCACAGCCCAGACGCAUGUCCAAACCUCUCACCCCUUCCCCGCCUAAUUUUCCCAGCUCACCUGGAGAAACACUGGACAGCCACUCUCCCAGAGGGCAUCUACCCUCGCGAGGUUACAUCUCCAGCUUAAGCACAUUUGAAGAGUCCUCUGACAGCAGCUCAGAUACAACUACGGAUGACGAAUAUUACAUCGAACGAAAUGAUGAUGGUGAAGAAAAGGAGACCGAAUUGUGAAAGCAGUUAAAAUUUGAAUCUUGAUGAUACAGGACUUGAUAUGGUAAAAGUAAGCAGGGAGGAACAUGAAACGUGUAAAACAGUUUGUCAACGAUGACAGUAAUGAAAAUAUUUCGUCAAGGAACAAAUUUUUUCAUGUUGUUGGGUUGGGUUGAGAGACUUAAACAUGAUGAGACGAAUGCCAGGUUUUUCAUCUGAUGAGACAACAACGAGACAAAAAUGCAACAUAGUUUCUGUCAUAUGUUCUCAAUGCGUAACUUUUUCUUAUUGUACGUGGAGUAUGUCAGUCUGCAUCGUAACAGUGUUUGGGUCUUGUCACACAUGUGAGAUGUGCUACGCCACCACGCCUUAAUACUCAUCGAUGUUAGGCUGUGCCUCAAGCUAGUCUGCGCUCCAGGCGUGCUUAGUUUGAAACACAUGCUAAGAAUUUUUUUCUUAUCUUGGCAAGAGAGAAUAUGCAAUGUUCCUUUAGUCUUUAAACGUCUGUGCUGAUUGAUCACACACUAGUCAGGGGUAAACAAUUAGGGAAAUUUGAUGUUCAUUGGCCCCACUAUCAAAACCACUGGCCCAGGUCAACAUAUCAGUUGUUUAUCCCAAUUAUCACGAAAAAGACAACAAUUUGCUUAAAUAGCAUUUAUUUUUUUAGGUAUUUUUGAGGUAGAUUUAAUGAAAAGUUCAGCAAAACAGUGCUUGGCUGGGUGCUGGGGGUUUCAGAAACAUGUCGUCUUGUUGUAUAACAUUAAUGGGGUAAUGAGACACUGACAAUAUAUCAGCAGCAGUAAUUAGGUUGCACCCAUUUAUGCGGGAGCGAGCGAGGUGUGUUUACGCCUCACGGAGAUCAACGAUUGGCUGCAUAAACUAUAAGGUUGUCUUUUAUCGGGAUAGCUUAACGUCAUCAAAACACUAUUUUUAAUGGCCCCAUUGAGCCAGUAGUUGGAGCAUUCUGGUGGCCCUGACGGUUUUCAAAGUUCGUCCAGGCCACCGGGCCAUUUAUAUUGUCGACCCCUGCUAAUGUAACUCAUACAUUUAGCAUAGUGUUUGUGUUAGCUUUUACAUUUAGCGUGGCAAGUUUCGUCUUUUCAGACAAGUAAGUAGUGUUGUUAAUAAUGGCGUUUCUAACAGAGUUAUUUUUUUUAAGCAAUCUAAUUACUCUUCCAAUCUUUGCAACACCGUUACAACGUUAGCAUUUAGCAUGGCGUUCGUCAUCUAAAACUCUCGGGCAACUUUUUUUUUUUACAUACAGUUUUGGCGUCCAGGUGUGCUUAACUAAUUGUAAAUAUUUUACUGUUUUUCUUCUUCUUGUGUAUUAUUAUCAUGAAGUUAGCGUUGUCCUUGUAAACGCUGCAAUAUAUGUAUGUCUGUCAAUGUUUAUUUGAAAUUGUUGCAAACCUUUAUUUAUUUGUUUUUGGACUUUUAUAGACAAAGUAAUUUUGGGUAAUCGUCGAACAUAAGUAACGUAAACGAACACAUUUUGAAAUGACUAAAACAUCACUAAGACUAUUAGUUAUUUUCAUCCGAAAGACAGACGAAAAUUGAAAGGGCUGCCAAAAACAACACUGGUUUAAAAGAUAUAUAAGAAUGUAGGCUGACAGUUGUAGCAAGUGACUUAAGUGGCUCGUCGGGGUUUGAACAAUUAUUUGCGAAAGAACGGGGUAAACCAAGCGUUUAGGAAUGUAUGUAUGUAUAUACAAUUACGCUCUGCAAAAUUUAUAAUACAGUAAAAAUGGAUGCUUAGCACACAUUUUGAGCAGCUGCAUGGCUUCAGUUUGGGUUUUGCCUCAGUGGAGUUGUUUUAAUCCUCAAGUUUUAUGUUUGGUACAUUAGCAAUGCAUGUGUUUUAUGCCACUGAGAUUUCUGGUCGUCGGUCCGAUCAUGGUUUUAUGUAUUUGUUGUGUUUGAAACAAGGGCGUAGGUUUGCAUAGGGACGGUGGGGACAUAACAUGCUCAAAUUGUCCCCACCAACUUUUAAGUUACCUUAUUUGCAUUAUAUAAUGAGUUCAGUUAAAUUGGUCAUUUAGACUGUCUUCCCAUAGACUUACAUUUACCCCUUUUAACUUGCUGAAUGUGCCCCCCCCCCCCCCCCCCAAACACACGUUAGAUUGGCUGUUGACUAGACCCUCCCCCCACACACAGUCACACAACCCUGAAGUACAGUGGUAUGAAGAAGUAUCAGAACCUUUUGGAAUUUCUCACAUUUCUGCAUAAAAUCACCAUCAAAUGUGAUCUGAUCUUUUUCAAAAUCACACAGAUGAAAAAAACUCUCUGCAUUAACUAAAACCACUUAAACAUUGAUAGGUUUUCAUAUUUUAAUGAGGAUAGUAUGCAAACAAUGACAGAAGGGGGGAAAAUAAGUAAGUGGACAUUCACAUUUCAUAUUUUGUGGCCCCCACUUUGGCAGCAAUAACUUCAACCAGAUGCUUCCUCUAACUGCAGAUCAGUCUGGCACAUCGAUCAGAACUAAUCUUUGCCCAUUCUUCUCUACAAAACUGCUGUAAUUCAGUAGUCAUUCCUGGGAUGACCGGCAUGAAUCGCUGUCUUUAGGUCAUGCCACUGCAUCUCAAUGGGGUUCAAGUCUGUACUUUGACUUGGCCACUCCAAAACGUGUGUUAGGUUCUUCUGAAACAAUUCUGGAGUUGAUUUACUUCUGUGUUUUGGAUUAUUGUCUUGUUGCAGCAUCCAUCCUGUUUUUAGCUUCAACUGUCUAACAGACGGCCUCAGGUUUCCUGCGAAGCAUCCUGAUAAACUUUUGAAUUUAUUCUUUCAUUAAUGUUUGCAAGUUGUCCAGGCCCUGAGUUAGCAAGACAGCCCAAAAUCAUGAUGCUCCCUCCACCAUACUUCACGGCGGAGAUGAGGUGUUGAUGUUGGAGAGCUGCUCCAUUUUUCCUCAACAAAUGAUGUUGUGUGUUACUUCCAAACAAUUCAACUUUGGUUUCAUCAAUCCACAAAAUAUUUUGCCAAAACGUCUGUGGAGUGUCCAAGUGCCUUAAUGCAAACAUUAAACGAGCAACAAUGUUUUUUUAGACUGCAGUGGCUUCCUCCGUUGAGUCCUCCCAUGAACACCAUUCUUUGCCAUGGUAUUACAUAUAGUCGAUGUGUGCACAGAGAUAUUGGACUGUGCCAUUGAUUUAUGUAAGUCUUUAGCACACACACUAGCGUUCUUUUUUACCUCUCUGAGUAUUCUGCGCUGAACUUUGAUGGACGGCUACUCCUUGGGAGAGAAGCAACAGUGCCAAACUCUCUCCAUUUGUAGACAGCUUCACUGACUGUCAAUUGAUGGACAUCCAGACUUGUAGAGAUGGUUUUGUAUCCUUUCCCAGCCUUAUACAAAUCAACAAUCCUUGAUCGCAGCUCUUUUGACCAAGCCAUGAUACACAUCAGACAAUGCUUCUCAUUAAGACAUUUCUUACCUGGUGUGUGUUUUAUAGUGUGCAGGGCAGCUUUAAACCACUCAUCAGUGAUUGGGCACACACCUGACCUAAAUUGUUUGGAAAAAAUUGGUUUCAUUUGCUCUGUAAGUCUCCUUAGGCAGAGGGUUCACUUAUUUUCACUCCUCCUGUCUUUAUUUGCAUGCAAUCCUCAUUAAAAUAUGGAAAACUAUAAAUGUUUGGGUGGUUUUAGUUAAAGCAGACGCUGUUUUUCAUCUGUGUGAUUUUGACAAAGAUCAGAUCACAUUUGGUGGGGAUUUUAUGCAGAACUUUGAGAAAUUCCGAAAGGUUCAGAUACUUUUUCAUACCACUGUAACAUGUAAUUCCAUGAAUAGGUUAAGUAGUAUAAAUAGUACCACUCCUCCUCCCCCCAACAAAAAUAAAAAGGAAACGCACAAAAACAACCACUGCAAAUUUCUUUUACAUGAAGCAAGGGGGAAUUCCCCCAUUUUAAAAAACGACUACCUCCCAUGAAACAACAAUUGUAACUCUUUUCAUUUUUACAUAGUAAACACAUCAGCAUAUUCGUGAGAAAUGUAGCCCUGACCCCCGUUCACCUGAUCUGUUUGGUCUUAUUAAUGUCUCGUCCCCAGCAAAAAGUGUACAUGCGAGUUAUGCUUUUAUAGCAGCGUCCCUACUAAUGUUGACACCAAACUUAGGCCCUUGGUUUGUAAGUAUGUACUCCAGAUCGUAACGUGUGUUAAAAUGGUAUUGCCCGCCACACUGUAAUUGGGAUUUGCUGCUGGAAUCCAUCGUGGUUGUAUAGAAUAAACCUUAUUUUUCCUAUGCUGCCAAGCAAUAACCCCACUGGUAAAAAGGAAAAUGAUGUUUAAAAAGAUGUUAUAUUUGUGUGUGCUUGAAAUUGUUAAUGUUUUAAAGCUGAUGUUUAUUUUUUUAACCACUGUAUUUUAUUGGGUAAAGAAAUCAUGAUGUACUGGACUGUCUCAGAAAAUUAGAAUACACAACAUUCUAAUUUUCUGAGACAGUCCUGUAUAUUGUUCUAUGUAAAGGACGUCAGCCAAGGUCGGCCCCCCACAUUUUUACCACGCCAAAUCUGGUCCCCUUUGCAAAAAGUUUGGACACCCCUGCUUUAAAUGGUGGAUUAAUGUACAGGACUGUCUCAGAAAAUUAGAAUAUUGUGUAUUCUAAUUUUCUGAGACAGUCCAGUAUGUGGUCAUUUAAUAUCUGUCAUUCAAAAUUAUCAAGUGUUUUAUUCGGUGCCUGAUAUGUUUUGUCCAAAGUAAAUAUUUGCACAGUGACAAUUUAACAUCUUAACAUAUGAGUUUUAUAAAUAAAUAUAAUGUUUUCAACAAGCUCUCUCAGUAUUGAAUAUGUUCCAUUCAUUCAGUCAAGUAGUGUCUCCUGUGUGUGUUCAUUGCAACAAGGGCGUAGGUUUGUAUAGGGACGGUAGGGACAUAACACUAGCAACUUUUCAGGA
Corythoichthys intestinalis (scribbled pipefish) is the source of this 10201-nucleotide messenger RNA. RefSeq names its product mucin-2. The transcript is spliced from 5 exons. NCBI's taxonomy places the organism in Eukaryota, Metazoa, Chordata, Actinopteri, Syngnathiformes, Syngnathidae. Bases 176 to 5338 code for a protein of 1720 amino acids. The record is from RefSeq and is a predicted model, not a curated record.